Molecule: messenger RNA, 1104 nt
Organism: Nanorana parkeri
Lineage: Eukaryota; Metazoa; Chordata; Amphibia; Anura; Dicroglossidae
Gene: HS3ST1
Product: heparan sulfate-glucosamine 3-sulfotransferase 1
Exons: 1
Coding region: 8-922 (304 amino acids)
Molecular function (GO): [heparan sulfate]-glucosamine 3-sulfotransferase activity
Source: RefSeq, a predicted model, not a curated record
GGAUGCCAUGGCGUCGAUAUUGCUUGGAAUGUGUCUGAUCUUCAGCCAGCCCAAGCUGGUGACUUCUUACCCAACUUCAAAUGAAAAGACCUACGCAUCACCACCUCCUGUAAAUGAACCGAGGAAUGCCAUUCACCCUAAUAGUACCCAACAGCAUCUACCGCAUACCAUUAUCAUUGGGGUACGUAAAGGUGGAACAAGGGCUUUGCUAGAAAUGCUUAGCCUUCAUCCUGACAUUUCUUCAGCUGAAAGUGAAAUCCAUUUUUUUGACUGGGAAGAUCAGUAUAGAAAAGGUUUACCGUGGUAUGUUAGCCAAAUGCCAUUUUCGUACCCCCAUCAGCUCACAGUUGAGAAAACCCCUGCAUACUUUACGUCGCUUAACGUUCCAGAACGCAUUUACAACAUGAACAGCACAAUAAAACUUCUCCUUAUACUAAGAGACCCUAUCGAAAGAGUUUUAUCAGACUAUACUCAAGUCUAUUACAACCACCUGCAGAAAAAUAAGUCUUAUCCACCAGUGGAAGAUCUACUUUUGAGAAACAGUGAGCUUAACACAGACUACAAAGCAAUAAACCGGAGUCUGUAUUACAGUUUCAUGGAAAACUGGUUAUUGUAUUUCCCACUUCGCAAUAUUCACAUCGUUGAUGGAGAUUAUCUAAUCCGAAAUCCCUUUCCGGAAAUACAAAAGGUAGAGAAGUUUCUAAAUCUUUCACCGCAAAUAAAUGCAUCAAACUUUUACUUCAAUAGGACAAAGGGGUUUUACUGUUUACGUGACAGUGGUCGGGAACGUUGCUUACAUGAAUCCAAAGGGAGGGCUCACCCACGUAUAAACUCUUUCCUGCUGGACAAAUUACGGGAAUACUUCUGUGAGCCCAAUAAAAAAUUCUUUCAACUCGUUGGAAGGACAUUUGACUGGUUAUAAAAUAAACCAAUUGAGAAAAACUGUGUAUUUACGAAGGAUAUUUAAACUAUAACUUAUUUGUAAAUUGAAUAUUAAUGCCAGAACUAGAAAAGAGAGAAGAAAAGCUAGUUUUAUUUUUAUACUUAUGUGUGACUAUAUAAUUUGUAUGAAUUUUCAUGGCUAAUAAAUUAUAUUCAUUUUGC